This is a messenger RNA of Toxorhynchites rutilus septentrionalis, 1587 nucleotides long. RefSeq lists its product as uncharacterized. Lineage: Eukaryota; Metazoa; Arthropoda; Insecta; Diptera; Culicidae. The coding region runs from base 1 to 1587 and encodes 528 amino acids. Gene Ontology annotation, molecular function: nucleic acid binding. The record is from RefSeq and is a predicted model, not a curated record. The transcript has 2 exons.
AUGCCUAGCGAGAUUCGCGACAACAGCUUAUGGUGGAAAGGUCCAAGCUGGUUGGCUAUGGACCAAGAAAAUUGGCCAUCCCUACCGAAUCAUAUGCCAGACGAUGAAGGGAGAGAGGAAAUGCGUCGCUGUGUAGCAACAGCGAUAGCUUGUCCGUAUGCAGAUUUCAACGAAACGUUUUUUGCAAGAUUCAACUAUUACACGCAGUUGAUACGGAGCACUGCGAUAUACCGAAGGUUCAUAAGGCUACUCCAGAAAAAGGGGUCAAAGGGCGCUGGUUUUCUAACUACAUCUGAACUGCGAGAAGCAGAAUCAACGCUUGUGCGGUGCGUUCAGCGAGAGACGUUCGCACAGGAGCUCAAGGCGCUCAGAAAUGGAAAGUUAGUCCACGGAAAAUCCCCUCUACGUUGGUUUAAUCCGUUUAUUGAUAAGGAUCAAGUUCUACGAGUCGGCGGAAGGCUCAAACACUCUGCGGAGUCAGAGCAAACGAAGCACCCAAUGGUUCUUCCAGCUAAACAUAGGUUUACACGGCUACUGCUUCGUCAUUACCACGAGAAAUUACUGCAUGCGGGUCCUCAGUUGUUACUAGGAACCUGUCGUCUUCGUUUUUGGCCAUUAGGUGGCAGAAGUGUUGUGAGACACAUAAUACACCAAUGCCGAACGUGCUUCCGGGUUAAACCACGAGCCACUCAACAACUGAUGGGUGAACUACCCUCGCCACGCGUUACAGCAGCGCGGCCUUUCCAAAAAUCGGGCGUCGAUUACUUCGGACCCGUUUAUAUUCGACCAGGGCCACGACGAACAGCGGUCAAGGCAUACGUAGCCUUGCGUUACGAAGGUUCAUUGGUCGCAGAGGUCGGUGCACUGAUAUCUACUCCGACAACGGCACCAAUUCAGCUGAAAGAGCUUUUAGUCAAGCUGAAAGACCGUAAUCACCAUGAAAUUAUACAAAAGGAGUGCUCUGCUGAGGGCAUCAAUUGGCACUUCAACCCCCCUAGUGCGCCCCACUUUGGCGGACUGUGGGAAGCAGCCGUUCGCAGUGCAAAAUUUCAUCUCCUGCGGGUGAUUGGAAAUCAUCCUGUGUCCAUCGAAGACAUGCAGACACUAUUAGUGCAAGCAGAAGCAUGCCUCAACUCACGGCCGAUGACAGUUUUAUCGGACAAUCCCAACGAUCUGGAGCCAUUGACUCCAGCACAUUUUCUGAUUGGAGCCUCCAUACAGCAGCUUCCAGAUCAGGACUUCCAAACGAUUCGAGUGAAUAGGCUCAAGCACUGGCAACUAGUUCAACGUCGUCUGCAAGAUUUCUGGCGCAGAUGGCAUCGGGAAUACCUCAGCCAACUUCAAGGGCGAUCGAAACGGUGGCGUGCCUCCGUAAACAUCGAGAUCGGAAAACUUGUAGUCCUUUGUGACGAGAAUCAACCUCCAACCCGUUGGAAGAUGGCCCGAAUCCAGGAGCUACAUCCAGGCACCGACGGGGUGGUCCGGGUGGUCACCGUUAAGACGGCAACAGGGUUGCUGAAGCGUCCAGUGGAGAAGAUCUGUAUCCUGCCAGAUCCAGAUAACGAGAAGGGAGUCAUAAUCAAAUAA